UUUUUCUUUAUUUUUCUUUUUUUUUUUUUUAUAUCUUAAACAUCGACGAGUGGAUUAUAUAUUAUAUAUAUAUAAAUAUAUAUAUACCGGGCGAUAUUAUAAAGUUGUAUUUUUGUUUCUCAACGAUACGAUGUGAAACGUAAGCAAAGAGAGUUCGAAGACACCGCGGGGGGGAGAGAGAGAGAGAGAGAGAGAGAGAGAGAGAGAGAGAGAGAGAGAGAGAGAGAGAGAAAAGAAAGAGUGAGAUAGAAAGAGAGAGAAAGAGAGAGCAGUGCCAUCCCUCGGAUCAGGAAGCGUUUUCCAAGGCCACGUGGACCACAUUGGGAGCCCCCACAAAAUAUGUGCCAGUAUGUCCGAGAGAGGUAUGCAAGAAGCAGCUUGCGAGGAGAUCGAGAAACAGGCUUCUCUUUACGUAUUCCCGGGAGUUUCUCGUCAGCAACAACAACAGCAACAACAACAACAACAACAACAAUAUCCAGGAAAUACUAUAUCAACCCUACAACUCCCACCAUUAUCAGCACCUACUAUACUUGGUUCCAUGAGAACCAACGAUGUCGGAGAGAUCAAGGAUAUCGAGGAUCCUUCAUCUCGAUUAAGAAGAAGACCAUAUUCAAAGACCCAUACAAGAUCAGCCAGUCAUGGUGGUGUCCUGGCGAGUUCAAGCGUUACGACAAAUCCAAUAACAUAUCAAACAUCAUGGCAAACACCACCCUGGCCAACCGGUGGUGGAUCAUAUUUAGGUCCUUUACCAACGUUAACCGGUCCGAUCCGACCGUCGGCAUUGAAAAAACCAGGACAUCAGAGAGCAUUCAGUCAAGGACAGGUUGUAGAUGUUCAAAGUCAACUUCCUGUUUCGGGGCACAGUCGUGUUGGCUCGAGAACAGAUUUUAUUUUGCCCCCUGGCCACAGAGAGGAAUCACGGCCGUCGACUGCUGGAAAAGUGCCCUCCUUUCGUGGACAUUCCAGGCAAGCCUCCAGAUCGGAAUCAAUUUAUACAAUAAGACGUAGCGCGGCACCGCCAUUAUGGAGAAGAAUUUGGGCACGUUAUUUUGGAUCUUUACCAGAGGAGCCCAGAUUAAGGACCAUCGUACCUAAUCACUUGGUACCACCGCGUACCUCAAAAAGUCAACAUCCAAAUGGAGGAAGGAUGAACAAUAGGAUAAAGACAACGAAAUAUACGAUCCUGAACUUUAUACCACGUAACCUGUUCGAACAGUGCCGACGUAUUGCUAAUUUAUAUUUUAUAUUCAUCGUUCUACUUAAUUGGGUACCAGAUAUCAAUGCAUUUGGAAAGGAAGUGGCAAUAAUACCAGUUGUAUUUGUAUUGGGUGUAACAGCUUUGAAAGAUAUCUUUGAAGAUCGAAGAAGAUCUAUGAGCGAUCGUAGAAUCAACAAUUCAACAUGUCGCGUAUAUGUUGGGGAAGGUGGUAGAUACAUGCAAGUUGCAUGGAAGGAUGUAAAGGUCGGUGACCUGGUACACCUUUCAAACAACGAAGUAGUACCGGCAGAUCUAUUACUUCUCCGUAGCAGUGAUCCUCAGGGUUUAGCUUAUAUCGAUACCUGUAAUUUAGAUGGCGAAACGAAUUUAAAACAGCGACAGGUUGUACGUGGUUUUUUUGAAUUGCAGGAUACAUUUCAACCGGCAAAAUUUCGUUCAAUGCUUGAGGUUGAUCAACCUAGUACUAAAAUAAAUAGGUUUCAUGGUGCUGUAGUACAUCCAAAUGGCGGCAGGGUACCGGUUACAAUUGAGAAUUUAUUACUCAGGGAAUGUUUGUUAAAAAAUACUGACUUUAUUGAAGGUAUUGUGGUCUAUGCUGGACAUGAGACCAAAGCUAUGUUGAAUAAUGGUGGACCAAGGCACAAGCGUUCGCGUUUGGAGAAAAGGAUGAACUGCGACAUAAUAUGGUGUAUGGUAAUAUUGGUAAAAUUGUGCAUGAUCGGUGCAAUUGGUUAUCGAUUAUGGUUAUCGUCCUUUUCAUCGACAAUUUUGAUCCCCUUUCUUCCCGUUUUACAAGAUCCUAAUUACGAGAGUAUGAUUACAUUUUGGACAUUUGUUAUAAUCCUACAAGUUAUGAUACCAUUGAGUUUAUAUGUGACAAUUGAAAUGGCCAAAGUCGGACAGAUAUAUCACAUUGGUCGUGACAGUUUUUUGUACGACAAAGAAACUGGACGUAGAGCUGAAUGUCGUGCUUUGAAUAUUACUGAAGAAUUAGGUCAGGUUCAGUAUAUAUUUUCGGAUAAGACUGGAACAUUGACGGAGAAUAAGAUGUUAUUUAGAAGGUGUGCAGUAGGUGGACAAGAUUAUGCGCAUGAGGGCGAGGGUGAAAAUUUAAUACCUUGUCCAAGAUUAAAAGAAGACUUGUUGAUUGGUACAUUUAGGCAUCGUUUACAAGAGUUCCUUAUCGUAUUGGCAACUUGUAAUACGGUUGUGGUUAAUUCUCAACCGCAUCAUGAUAUUAUGAACUCGAGUGGUCUUAUCGAAGAACCACAUAAAAAUGGUAGUGGACCGACUAGAUACGAGAGAUUGUCCGAGUCAAGAAGCGUGACCCCAUCACCGUCACCCUCUAUACCACCAUUACCAUUGCCUACACCACCAGCAAGUAUAACAGGUGAUAGUUCAUCGCCAAUCUCAUCUAUCAUAGAUUCGGCUGCGGUUCUUAACGAUACACCUAAAUUACAAUCUAAAGUGGUUAGGCCAAAAUUAUUAAACGUAACGUCGAUACCGAGCUUAAGUUUGGGAUUAUUAUCGAGAAAGCAAUCGCCUAAUGGUGGACAAAAGAGACGUAAUAUUUUGAGUCCGAUAUUUGAUAUGAGCGGAAGGUCAGUCGAACAACUGACACCAACGUCAGCAAUUUACGAAGCUGAAAGUCCUGAUGAGUUGGCAUUGGUCAAUGCAGCAAGAGCAUACGAUGUUAAAUUACUUAAACGUACACCUCGCAAUACUAUAAUUUCAUUGCCUGACAAGUCGAUUCUAAGUUAUGAGAUUUUAUAUGUUUUGCCAUUCGAUUCCAGCAGGAAGUGUAUGUCAGUUGUCGUACGUCAUCCAUUAACCGGUGAAAUCAUUUUGUAUAGCAAGGGAGCAGAUACUACGGUGUUAGCGUCAUUGACAUCAAGCGAUGAAAAUUCUAUGACCUCGGCUAAGAUCAGGCAACAAUUAAAUUCUUAUGCCCGUCAAGGUCUUCGCACAUUGGUAAUGGCAAGAAGAUCAUUGACCCAACAAGAAUAUGAAACAUGGCAUGAGAAACAUUUGGAAGCGGAAUUGGCCAUUGAAAAUCGUGAACGUCGUAUACGAGACUCUUAUGCCAGUUUGGAAAAUCAUAUGACGUUGUUAGGUGCAACCGGGAUCGAAGAUAAAUUGCAACCUGGUGUACCGGAAACUAUCACCGCUCUUGUUAAAGCUGGAAUAGUAGUUUGGGUUCUAACAGGUGAUAAGCCAGAAACAGCGGUGAAUGUUGCUUACUCAGCAGGUUUAUUUUCUCCGGCAAUGCAACUUUUGCAAUUACAAACGAGAUCGAAAUCUGUCGCGGAAACUUUAAUCCGUGGUUAUUUGGAAUCAGCCAAAAGGGAUAAUAUAAUGAACGAUGGCGUUGAUAAUCGUAAUGAGGAUGGUAUAGCUAUGUAUAGUUAUGAUUUAACGGAAAGGGAUGCUCAUAGGAUAGGUAGUCCAUGGCCAAGGAAACGUGCACUUGUAGUUGAUGGUAAAACGUUGACGGUCAUACUAGAUCCAAGAUCUGGUUUAACAGGUCCUUUCCUUGAAUUAACAAGAACCUGUUCCAGUGUACUUGCUUGCAGAGCUACGCCCCUACAAAAGGCUUAUAUAGUACGUAUAGUGAAAGAACAAUUAAGAAUGAGAACGUUGGCUAUAGGCGAUGGUGCUAAUGACGUGAGCAUGAUACAAACAGCCGAUGUUGGUGUUGGUAUAUCCGGUCAAGAAGGUAGACAAGCGGUUAUGGCCGCUGAUUUUGCUAUUUGCAGAUUUUACAUGUUAAAUAGACUUUUACUGUUACAUGGACAUUGGUGUUACGAUAGAUUGUCCAGAAUGAUAUUGUAUUUUUUUUAUAAAAAUGCCACUUUCGUAUUCCUCAUAUUUUGGUUCCAGUUUUACUGUGGUUUCUCCGGUGCGGUAAUGAUAGACCAAAUUUAUCUGAUGUUGUACAACCUGUUGUUCAUUUCUCUACCACCUCUUGUACUAGGCGUAUACGAUCGAAUAACCACACCGAAUAUUUUACUUUCUAUGCCGGAACUUUAUAAAAGGGGACGAUUGGGUUUAGUUUAUCGGCCGAUCUCCUUUUGGAUCACUAUAGCCGACGCCUUUUACGAGAGCAUCGUCAUAUUUUUUACCAUCUUCAUAACGUAUUACGAUACAACCGUUGAUAUAUGGGAAUUUGGAACGACCAUAACUACAGCGUGCAUUUUUUCAAUGCUAUUACAUGUAUCGAUAGAAACAAGAUCUUGGACGAUAAUUCAUGUUCUCGCUAUAAUGGGAUCGCUCUUCAUUUACAUGGGAUUCUGUUUAAUAUACAAUGCCAUUUGUAUUAAUUGUAUGGGUUUACCGGGUUCAUUUUGGAUAAUGGAAAUGGCGAUUAGAAGGCAUACUUAUUGGCUUUCUGUGAUAUUAACGACAGUACUAGCCGCACUACCGAGAUUGGCGUAUAGAAGUGCGAGAUCAACAUUGGUACCUGAUAUGAUACAACGUGCAACUAUUGCGGUUUCGAAAACUCAGGGACGUAGAGAGAGAAUGAUUGAAAGGGGCAAUUCAAGUUUUAUCACCGAUUGGCCAAGUUCGACGCAGGUUCGGAAUACCACCGCCAGGCCAAGGAGUUAUGGGAAUCAGAACGACGUAUUAACGACCAUCGUUGCGUGACAAGAAAUUUCGAAUAUAAACAACAUUUCGAAGACUCUUGAUUACAUUACGUUGAUAAUAACUGCCAAGACGGAUGGGACUAUCCAUAAUAAUUGUUCUUUCGUAUUUUCAAAAUGGGAACAUUGAAAAUUUCUUAUCUAUCUGCUUGUUGCUCCGCUACCAGAAGAAGAAGAAGACAAGGAAGAAGAAGAAGAAGAAGAAGAAGAAGAAGAA
Molecule: messenger RNA, 5077 nt
Organism: Vespa mandarinia (Asian giant hornet)
Lineage: Eukaryota; Metazoa; Arthropoda; Insecta; Hymenoptera; Vespidae
Product: phospholipid-transporting ATPase VD
Biological process (GO): phospholipid translocation
Cellular component (GO): plasma membrane
Molecular function (GO): ATP hydrolysis activity; ATPase-coupled intramembrane lipid carrier activity; ATP binding
Source: RefSeq, a predicted model, not a curated record